Messenger RNA from Mycosarcoma maydis (corn smut), 366 nucleotides. RefSeq lists its product as uncharacterized. The record is from RefSeq and is a predicted model, not a curated record. The transcript has a single exon. NCBI's taxonomy places the organism in Eukaryota, Fungi, Basidiomycota, Ustilaginomycetes, Ustilaginales. The coding region runs from base 1 to 366 and encodes 121 amino acids.
AUGCGCUCAAUUCUGCUCCUUCCGAAAAGAGGCAGCCGAAUCGUGAGUUCGAGAGCUUACACGCCGUUCGCUUAUCUUGAACGCUCCGUCGGGGGCUUCGACUUUAGUCGUGGGCAGAGAAGGCUGUUGAGCACUGCAUCGAAAAUCGCUGUGCCUCAACCCUCCAACCACAUGCAGAAGCUAACGGCAACCGAGGUGCAAGGGAAGGUUUUUGCAGCUUGUAUGCGUUCGAAGCCAGCACCAAUGUGUCCCUGUGACAUGCUUUUCGCCGCGCUUGCCGGAUCGAGCUUAACUUUGCCAUGGGUCACCAAGCUUGUGCUGCAAGAUGGAGGUUGCGCUCCGAUCGCACGCAAACGGGCAGAGUAG